CCCGGGUUCCCUUUAUGAUCGCGGGAUCUCCCACAUCCCACGGCAGACACACAAACACACACGCAGCGCGCGCACAGAGCGCUCCUGAUCCCGCUCCUCUGCGCACAGCCGCUUAUAGAACCACACCGAGCAGCAGCAGAACCUCACUCACUCACUCACUCACUCUCAGUCUCUCUCACUCUCAGUCUCUCUCUCUCUCAGUCUCUCACUCUCUCUCUCUUUCUCUCUCACUCUAACCGGAGGAUAAAGUGCGCGUGUCCGCGCCGGGAUCACCGUCAGUAGCAGCAGCCGCUCGCGCCAUCAUGUCUGAGGUCCUGCCGUACAGCGAGGGGAAGAUGAGCGGUUACGGAGGGGACAACGACGUGAGCCAGAUGUCCUUCAGCUGCGGGCUGCAGGACACCAGCGCGUUCUUCGGCGCGGGGCAAGCAAAGAGACCCCCCAAACUCGGACAGAUAGGCAGAGCCAAGAGAGUGGUCAUUGAGGACGACCGGAUAGACGAGGUGCUGAAGGGGAUGACGGACAAGUCGUCGCCGGGCGUGUAAAGCGCGAACGAUGCCUUUUUUGCAGACAUUGAAACAAAUCUUUUUUACCACCGAUUCGAAGCACUUUGUCGGCUGUGCAUGAAGGAGGACGGUGAGGAGCUGGAAGAGGCUACGAUGCACGGACAAAGGCGGCAAGAGGGGAGGAAAGUAAGGGGGAGGUGGUGGUGGAGGAGGAGGAUGAGGAGGGGGAGACUUGGAGAGGACGACGCUGAUUUGAGGAGGCUUUGCUGGCAACGAGAAGCCGAUUGAAAGCAUCGCUGCGCUGUUUGAAAGCUGUUGAAGCGGCCGGGUUGUGUAAACGGCUCCGUCCUGCAGCCUCUGCCCUUUGUUUUAAAGAUGGAUGGACCUGCCAUUACUUCACAAACCAUCUUCCAACAAAAAAAGCAUCGACUUUAAACCGGAGGACGAAGCACAUUACGAGCUUUAUUAUAAUGUAGUUGUACAGAAUCUCAAUGAAAACAAAAAGACCUUGUCUUUAUCCUGUAGCUACUACACGCUUCUAAACGAGCUGAUGGAGCUCCAACUCAAAACGUAGAAUCCAUUCCAGCUGCUGCUAGAGCUCUUUUCUAUAAACCACUCAGACCAAGGCUUCUGAAAACCCUGCGAGUUCGUACGACUCAGUGUUCGCAGGUCAACGCGAGGAUGGUGCAAUGUUAAUAGAUAUAUACUCGUUCUUUUUUGUCAUUUUAGCCUGGUUUGACCCUUCACGGAGAGGUCUAGAAACAUGUACAGCCUUCGCAGUUCAUUCGUGUUGACAGUAGUGUGUAGGUUUGCCUAGUGUUACCGCGCACUUUUGCGCAUCAACGAUCCGCAGACCCUGCGCAGUCAACUCACAUAAUCAAUAUUUACUACAAGGCUCAAUUUAAAGAGUAACUUGGCCUGAUGUAAUUAAUCCACUGCAGAUGCAAACACGUCGAAGCCAUUUGGUUUUAUCUUUUGGAAAGACAAAAAAUAUGGUUUUGUCCUACUGUUUUGAGUUCUGUUUCUCCAUCUCGUUGCAUGAACUUUUACUCCGGUGCCAACACAGGUGCCUCCAUGACCCUUAUACCCUGGCACGGUUCUUUUAAAAAAAAACAAAGUCAUAUUUGUAUUUUUGUAUCUAAAUAUUUGUUAUUUCAAAUAUAUGCUAGUAUAUCGUCUUACGAUUCAUCAACUACGGUGUUUGUAUCGUGGGAAGGUUUUUCAGAAUGGGACGAGAGGACUCGUCCAAUAUCAGGCGUGGGGAUAUGUUUUUUCUUUCUUUCUUUCUUUCUUUCUUUCUUUCUUUCUUCUUUCUUCUAUUUUCUUUAAAGGGACUUACUGAAUGUGCUUCAGAUUUUUUUGCACACAUCAAUGUUAUACUACUAUUUACUGAGAAAUCGUAUACUGUGACUUGAGCUUCGUUGAUGACUUUGUUAGAAAAAAAUGGCGAUUUUAGACUCUACUGCACUGUUUACGAUUAUCCUCAAAUAACAUGUUGUUAUUUGAUGAGUUCUGAACAUUAUUGCUAUGUUUUUCUUUUCUUUUUUUGUUAUUUUGUACCAUUCUUUUAAAGAAAUUGAUUACGGUUUGUUGUGCAUGAAACCUUAAUAUUUUUCAACAAUCGAGCAUCGUUUUAUGAAGCAAAAAAUGUAAUGACAUUCUGAGAAUGAUUCAUUGUAUAUUAUGAUGCCAUUUUCACUGUACUUGGUGAAUUAAUAAAUGGUGGGAAAAUAC
This is a messenger RNA of Colossoma macropomum (tambaqui), 2237 nucleotides long. It is a transcript of the gene camk2n1a, whose product is annotated as calcium/calmodulin-dependent protein kinase II inhibitor 1a. Bases 303 to 542 code for a protein of 79 amino acids. Gene Ontology annotation, molecular function: protein kinase binding; calcium-dependent protein kinase inhibitor activity. The transcript has 2 exons. NCBI's taxonomy places the organism in Eukaryota, Metazoa, Chordata, Actinopteri, Characiformes, Serrasalmidae. The record is from RefSeq and is a predicted model, not a curated record. Gene Ontology annotation, biological process: negative regulation of protein kinase activity.